GUGGCGGGUGAGACGGCGCACGGAAUGCAUUGCAAAGGACUGCUUGUGGCUUUUGACUUCGUUCCAAAGCUUUGUCUACAGAGAGACUGAAACUCAUGGCGAAGAAGGGUGCAGCAGCUGAGAAGAAGCCGGCAGACAGUAAGAAGGGCGGGAAGGGUGCGUCGAAGAGCUCGGAGGAUGCGGACGACAAGGGCAAGGGUAAGGGAGCCUUGAAGGCCGCCACCGCCGUGAACGUGCGGCACAUCCUCUGCGAGAAACAUUCCAAGGCGACCGAGGCUCUGCAGAAGAUUCAAGAGGGUCAGCGAUUCGACAAGGUCGCUCAAGAAUACUCGGAAGACAAGGCCAAAGCCGGUGGCAGUCUUGGCUGGAUGACAAGAGGGUCCAUGGUGGGCCCAUUCCAGGACGCGGCCUUCGCACUGCAGCCAUCCACGGUCGACAAGCCGAUCCUCUCACCGCUCGUGAAGACCACGUUCGGGUAUCACAUCAUCAUGGUCGAGGGUCGCCGGUAACGCUUGGGGCACUCAGCACUCACGAUCAGAAGCCCGCUUUCACGAGAACGAGCAACGUCGGAAUAUGUACUGAUUACUACCACACCAUGUACAAUAAGACCACAAAAGUGCAAACGAGGAGUGC
Messenger RNA from Rhodofomes roseus, 633 nucleotides. Its product is annotated as FKBP-like protein. Gene Ontology annotation, biological process: rRNA processing. The transcript has 5 exons. Gene Ontology annotation, molecular function: DNA binding; peptidyl-prolyl cis-trans isomerase activity. The record is from RefSeq and is a predicted model, not a curated record. NCBI's taxonomy places the organism in Eukaryota, Fungi, Basidiomycota, Agaricomycetes, Polyporales, Fomitopsidaceae. Bases 96 to 509 code for a protein of 137 amino acids.